CGUUCGGAAAUUGUCAGUGUUGGCUCCGCGCUUUACCUAGACGGGCACACGCAGGGCAGUGCGACGACGCACCGGGCCGCUAUAUACACGUCGAUAGACCAAACCGGGAGCCGCUACAACCGGCAACGUGCUGCAGCCAUGGCCCUGUUGGAAGACGGAUUCCGAUACCUGUCCUCCCUCGCCGACCCCCGGGUCCAGGGUUGGCCCAUGGUCGACAGCCCGAUCACCGUGAUCAGCAUCGUGGCCGUGUACAUCUCGUUCGUGACUACGGUGGGGCCACACUGGAUGCGCGACCGCAAGCCCUACAACCUCAAACCUGUGAUCAUGGCGUACAACCUGGCCAACGUCAUCGCAAGCGCCUACUUCGCCGUCCAGUUCUUCCGGCACACGUACUUCGGGGGUGGCUACAACUGGGCCUGCCAACCGGUGGACUACUCUGACAACCCGAAAGCCGUGGCGCUGACCAACCUCGUCUGGUGGUACAUGUUGCUCAAGAUCGCCGACUUGCUGGACACCGUCUUCUUCGUGCUCACCAAAAAGCAGAGCCACGUCACGGUGCUGCACGUCGCCCACCAUGCCAUGGUUGUGUGCACCGUGUGGCUCGUGCUGAAGUACGCCUGUGGCGGCAACAACAUGCUGACGGCGGCCGUCAACAGUUGUGUCCACGUCAUCAUGUACGGCUACUACUUCCUCUCCCUGCUAGGCCCAUCGGUGCAGAAGUACCUCUGGUGGAAGCGCUACAUCACCCAGAUACAGCUCAUCCAGUUCGUCGGUCUCGUAGCGCACGCCAUCUCGCCUCUAUUCGUGCGAUGCGGCUUCCCCCUCUUCUUCAGCUGGCUAUGUAUCAGCGAGUGCAUUUUCUUCUUCCUCAUGUUCUACCGGUUCUACCGCAACAGCUACAAAAAGCUAGUCAAGGAUUGUUAGUGCCCAGUCAAGCUAUACUCGAAUCACUUCAGCAGGGACCAUUGCCGGCAACCGACUGUCUUUCCUGGGAUAUUCAAGUGACCGUGCAAUCUGUGAGCAUCGCAGCAACAGCUCGCAACACUUGCCCAUCUGUUGGACAUCAUCGUGAGCGUUUUCUCGGACAGGUCAGGGUGCAGCAUGCGUUAACGCAUGUACCGGACGUUCGGUGGUGUCAGAAGCAGCAUGCUUGCGACAUUCACGCAAGCACACAACUCCGCCGAUCGAGGACAGAGACUGUGAGAAGACGAAAGAUCCGCACUCGCCGGCAAUUAUACAGGCGCGUCUACAUCGAUGGGAUCGUCUGUCUUCGCAUCGAAGGUUGUCACGUGCAUGCACUCAUACAUACUCCAAGACUCUAUGUACUACGACAAUAAUUCGCAAGAUAAAGCGACAGGCGGCAGAAGCAAGAGGAGGCGGCUGAAGCGCUUGUAUUGCACAUACGACGUGCCAGGCACAAGGGUUGACGAGGCGUUUUUUUUUUUUCUAUUUCCGUUUGCCAAAUUUUCUUCUUCUCUUUUUCUUCAUUUAGGCGAGCGCGAUCUGCGUUCCCAUUCCGGUCUCGCUUCGAAGACGGCCUCCCGUAGUUUGCUUUCAUUGUCACUAUCGUCGCUUCGUCGGCCCAGACACGCAGGAUGGUACUCUCGUGCUCCCCGUGCUCCCCCCUCCCCUUCCUCGACGACGCCUUUUACCAAUACUUCCUCUUGCCAUAGGCGCCCUUUGCGUAAAAGUCACGCCAACUGUUCUCAUGCCCCGUGUAACAGUUAUUUGGCUCAUGAUUCCCAGAAGAAAAAAAAGGAAUAAUACAGACGGCUCCGGAAGACAUGGUCUCGACGACAGCGGUGAACGCGCAGGGCCCCAUUGAAUGCGGUCGUGAGUGCGACCCUGCCGACGGUGGGGAGAUUGGUAUCGGCGCUUGCAGGAGAAAGGUCGAGUGGUCACAGACCAUCCUCUUCGCCUCCCAAGUCAAUCUUCCGCUCUCGAAAACAAUGCGAGGUCGUGCAGCCACAAAACGCCGCAUAUCCUUCCUACGGGGAAACGGUGAGGCGCCAUAUCAAGCAACGGCGUUACCUUGUGUUUCCAAUGGGCGAAUCAAAUUACCUUCCCUGUCCCGCGUCUUCGUGCUAAUACUAGUCCUAAGGGCAAGAAUGACGACGCAGUGGCGAUGGAUUUUAGAUCGAGCGAGUUAAAGUAAUGAAAGCGUGUAAGUUUUGCUCGUUAUGUUCGUGUUACAUCAACGAUGAAAGCCUGGUAAAACAAUGUUGAAAGCAGCCGCGAGGACCGGGAAUGUCUUUCAACGUGAAUCACUGAUGAGGUUGCACGCGUAGUUUCUUAGGGCGCGUGGGGGCCACCACCUCCAGUGGCCUUAUGAUGAUAAAAGCUUGUAAAAUAUAACAUAUGUUUUGUCGGAAAGCCAUAGGUAGUAUAAUGUGAGACGGCUUUCGUACUGGACAGGUCCUCCUCGCGCAUUGAGCCGUGCCCUGAUUAUGCCACCCACGCUCCAUGUGAUAUUUUGUCCACGGUCGUCGACCGCAACGUGUACGGACAUACCUCGAAUGCUCAAUUUGAGCUGCUCUGUAUGUGAAUGUUUGUAUUUCGAUUGCCAUUUUUAUUCUAAAGCGCAGUGGAGUCUCUCGCGAGGCCUGUUUCGAGGCUGUGAAUAACGCAGACUCGCAAGAGAAGCGCGUUCCAUCACUGAUCGAAAGUUUACGGGUCUCGAGGUCCUAGCCACACUUGCUGAGAAACUGUGGCGGUAGCGAGCUGUUAUUACUCCACAAGCGAGUUCGUCUUCCUAUGCGUAUUCGCUCUCAUCAAACGCUUUUAUCCCUACCUAUUUAUUUUCGUUGUUGCCUGACACCUUUUACAUCUGUACAUAAGUCGUGUUUGCCUUUUUGUUUCGCUCUGUCUUGUAUUGAACCAUGAGAGAAUGAAUUUCGCUUUUUUUUUUCAUCUUGAAUCAUAUCAUCCUUCCGAAUUAAAAAAAUAUUGAAGAUACAGAAA
This is a messenger RNA of Dermacentor albipictus, 2961 nucleotides long. Its product is annotated as very long chain fatty acid elongase AAEL008004-like. The record is from RefSeq and is a predicted model, not a curated record. Gene Ontology annotation, molecular function: fatty acid elongase activity. Gene Ontology annotation, cellular component: endoplasmic reticulum membrane. Gene Ontology annotation, biological process: fatty acid elongation, saturated fatty acid; fatty acid elongation, monounsaturated fatty acid; fatty acid elongation, polyunsaturated fatty acid. Lineage: Eukaryota; Metazoa; Arthropoda; Arachnida; Ixodida; Ixodidae.